Messenger RNA from Marasmius oreades (fairy-ring Marasmius), 654 nucleotides. RefSeq lists its product as uncharacterized. The record is from RefSeq and is a predicted model, not a curated record. The transcript is spliced from 5 exons. Gene Ontology annotation, cellular component: epsilon DNA polymerase complex; CHRAC. The coding region runs from base 1 to 654 and encodes 217 amino acids. Lineage: Eukaryota; Fungi; Basidiomycota; Agaricomycetes; Agaricales; Marasmiaceae. Gene Ontology annotation, biological process: heterochromatin formation; leading strand elongation; DNA damage response. Gene Ontology annotation, molecular function: chromatin DNA binding; protein heterodimerization activity.
AUGCCACGGAAAGACAACCCAGGUCCAAUAUCAGCUCAGGCUCAGCAAGAAUUGGUAUCAGAGGGCUUAGACAAUUUUGAAUUGCCAAAGAGUAUAGUCACGAAAAUUGCGAAAUCAGCUGUUCCCGAGAACACGAAACUCCAAAAAGAGGCGAUACUAUCCUUGGUGAAAGGUUCGACGGUUUUCAUCAACUACUUGGCUGCCACGGCGCACGACGUGGCACAAUCUAAACAACACAAGAGCAUAUCUGCGUCUGAUGUCCUCAAAGCUUUGGAAUUGAUAGAGUUGGGUGACCUUGUGGAGCCUUUACAAGCAGAACUUCAGGCAUAUCGAGAUUUAUCCAAGACAGACAAGAAGAAGAGUGGUAGUGCUAAGCCUGGCAGGAGCAGUUCGACAACAUCUAAAACCAAGGGCAAAGAGAAGGCCAUGCCAUCUAUAUCUGCACCUUAUACGUCUAUUCCGCUCGCAGCAGCGGAAGGCGAAUCUAUAUCCGCGACUCCAGGCAAGAUGAUAGUUGCAGAUGGCGAGGACGGCGAUGUCGAUAUGGAGGGCGGGGGAGAGGAGGAGGAGGAGGCGGAUGUCAUUGACGAUGAAGAAGUCGAGGGCAACAAUGCCGCAAUUUCAGAUAGAGAAAAGGGAGAACCAGAGACAUGA